GCAGCUGCUGUGGGGGUCAUGCUGGUCCUGGUUCUGGUGGUCCUCAUCCCUGUGCUGGUCAGCUCUGUUGGCACAGGAGGCACAGAUGACAGUGGGAGCCACUUUGAGAUGCUGGGUACCUGCCGCAUGGUGUGUGACCCCUUCCCCACAACGGACACAGGGGGUCAAGCGGGAACAGAUACAGCAACCUCAGGCCUACAUGUGGACAACGAUGUAGACCUGAGUGAUCACAGCAUUGGCCAACCGCUGCCUACAUACAGUGCUAACGGCCCCUACGGCAGACAUGGACGUCCAGGAAAGCCUGGACCCCCAGGGCCACCUGGACAACCAGGCCCACCAGGACCUAAGGGACCUCCAGGAGAAGGUGUGGAUAUCGUACGGACGGGGAUUCUAGGUCUAGGGGGUAAAGGGGCAGUUAGUACAACAACGUACAAUACAGCACCUCGGGUGGCAUUUUUUGGAGGACUACGAAGCCCUCAAGAAGGUUACGAUAUUCUACGAUUUGAUGAUGUGGUGACUAAUAUUGGGGGUAACUAUGAGGGCGCAACAGGCAAGUUUACCUGUAAGAUUCCUGGCACCUACUUUUUCAUCUACAAUGUGCUCAUGAGGGGAGGAGAUGGCACCAGCAUGUGGGCUGACCUGAUCAAGAAUGGUCUGGUCAGGGCCAGCGCCAUCGCCCAAGACCAGGACCAGAGUUAUGACUACGCCAGCAACAGUGUCAUCCUUCAUUUGGAUGCAGGCGAUGAGGUUUUCGUAAAAUUGGAUGGCGGCAAGGCCCACGGGGGGAACAGUAACAAGUAUAGCACGUUUUCAGGAUUCAUCCUCUACGCCGACUGAAGGCUGGACACUUUGUGGGCUUGGAGGUGAAAGGUCACAGCCAGAAGACAUUCACUUCCUGACUUUCACUUGGCUCUCACAGUGAGGUUAAUGUUGCCCAUAGCCACCGAUCCACAGUCAG
Molecule: messenger RNA, 958 nt
Organism: Trematomus bernacchii (emerald rockcod)
Lineage: Eukaryota; Metazoa; Chordata; Actinopteri; Perciformes; Nototheniidae
Product: C1q-related factor-like
Exons: 2
Coding region: 19-837 (272 amino acids)
Molecular function (GO): protein binding
Source: RefSeq, a predicted model, not a curated record